GCAGAAACAGCAGAGCGAGAAGCAACCACGCACGCACGCUCACGGACAAACACACCUGGUUCAUGAGUCGAUACAUUCAAGACUUGCUUUGUGUUGUCACGUUUUCCCCUUCAUCCUACUCCUGUAUAGGACAGACACCCCCUUACCCCACAAACUCUCACCUCUGACCUCUAACCCUUGACGUCUGACCCCAGAUCUCUGAACCCUGACCUCUGAACCCUGACUCCUGACUAUGAACCCUCAGGGGGGUCAGUACCUCAACAAGGCGGCGGUCUUCUCCUCGCUUGGUGCCGCCCGCCUCUCCCAGCUGGCCCUGAGCUGCUCGGUGGUCGCCAUGGUGAGCCACAGUGCGGGCUACAGCGGCGGGUCGUACGGCGUGUUCUGCAUGGCGGUGUGGUGCGCGUGCUUCGGCAUGACGACGGUGGUGUUCUUCCUGGACGCCACCCGUCUCCACGCCUGUCUGCCGGUCUCCUGGGAUAACCUGACGGUGGCAUUCGCCGCCCUGGCGACCCUCAUGUAUGUGACAGCCUCGGUGGUUUACCCAGUCUACUUUGUCAGAGCAGAGUGCCCCUACGCAGGCUGUGAGGUCCGGAACUUCCGCAUCGCCGUCACUGUCUGCUCCAUCGCCGGCUCCCUGGCCUACGGCGCCGAGGUGAUCCUCUCGCGGGCCAAACCAGGCCGGGUCGUGGGCUACAUGGCAACCGUCUCCGGCCUCCUCAAGGUCGUCCAGGGCUUCGUGGCGUGCAUUAUCUUCGGAGCGCUGGCGAACGGGACCGAGUAUUCUCGUCACGUAGCGAUGAUUUACUGCGUGGUCGUCUACGCCGUCUGUUUCGCCAUGACGACCGUUGUGGUUAUAUUGACCGUGUCCGGUCGCACCGGGUGUUUGAAGUUACCGUUCGACCGGUUUGUUGUUGUUUACACGCUCUUAGCGGUUCUUCUCUACCUCAGCGCCUCCGUCGUCUGGCCCGUGUUCUGCUUCGACAGGAAGUACGGAUCGCCAGAGCGCCCGUCGUCAUGCCCGCGGGGCCGGUGUCCGUGGGAUAGUAAGGUGGUCGUGGCGGUGUUUAGCGUGGUCAACCUGGCGCUGUACGUCGCCGACCUGGUGUACUCACAACGGAUACGUUUCGUAACCCAGCAACCACGGGUGUAGAACAGAACGGAACAAAGCGGAACCGAAUGAUACGGAACAGAAUAGAAUGGGAUAAAACUUUAUUGUACACCCAGAAGUGAACAUUCACACAAAGACAAUAUGCUUUGUCUUCCACCACCAACCACUGGUGAGGUGUAGAAUAGGAUGAGUAGGUAGAGCUAACUACUGAGUCAGAGAGUAAGGGACGUCGACUAUUCAUCAAUCAAUCAAUCAAAUGUAUUUAUAAAGCCAUUUUUACUUCAGCAGAUGUCACAAAGUGCUUGUACAGAAACCCAGCCUAAAACCCCAAACAGCAAGCCAUGCAGAUGGAGAAGCACGGUGGCUAGGAAAAACUCCCUAGAAAGGCAGGAACCUAGGAAGAAACCUAGAGAGGAACCAGACUCUGAGAGGUCAGUCCUCUUCUGGCUGUGCCGGGUGGAGAUUAUAACAGUACAUGGCCAUUAAGGCUUUUGAUUGAGUGUACAUCACCUACUUGUAUGAAUGUGUCACCCUCUUUUAAUGAAGAGCUUAUAUCUCACAACCAUGUAACCAUUGAGAUAUAAAGUAUUCAGUCUUUAUGCCCAUAACAGCCAGCUAGCCCUGCUACGACACCCCAUUAUGGUGACACUCUACCCCAGUAACUGACCUCUCUCACACCCCUCUAGAUAUGAUGGGGGAUGGAUGAUAUCACUAAACAUGACAUCACUGACUAACACAAUCCCUCUCCUCUCCUUCUCCCCUCCUCUGACUAGCCUGACAGACCCUACCAGACCACAUCAUUGGCAUCUCUAGCUAAACCCCUAUUAUGCUGUCCUCCUCCCCAACUCCCUGCCCCUCCAGCCCAGACUACCACCACUCUAUCUGGGGUGGAAAAUGGGAGAGAGUAGCUCUACUUCUCCAACCCAUGACACACUCCACUCUCCCUUUCCCCAGUACCAGCCACCUCCCCUGCCCCUCUACCCCCAGAACGCCCCCUCUCUCCCUGGGGUGUGAGGGGAGAGUGUGGCCUCCGUAGCAGCCAGCUGGUUGGGGCUUCUCUGUCAGCAGAACCAGAAGGAGAGGAACAGCAUGGAAUCUGACCAGCUCAGCACACUCUCACUGGGGUCUGCACAUUUACAUUGAGUCCCCCACCCUCUCUCUGUCUCUCUCUGUCUCUCUCUCUCUCUCGCUCUCUCUCCCUCUCUCUCUCUGUCUCUCUGUCUCCCUCUCUCUCUCUGUCUCUCUGUCUCUCCUCUCCUUUUUUCCUCAUCUCAUCUCCUUUCCUCCUCUCUUUUCCUCCUCUCCUUUCUUCCUCUUCUCCUCUCCUUUCUUCCUCCUCUCCUCCUUUCUUCCUCCUCUCCUUUCUUCCUCCUCUCCUCUCCUCUCCUCUCCUCUCCUCUCCUCUUUUCCUUUCCUUUCCUUUCCUCUCCUCUCCUCUCCUCUCCUCUCCUCUCCUCUCCUCUCCGCUCCUCUCUUCUCUUCUCUUCUUCCUCCUCUCCUUUCUUCCUCCUCUCCUCAGCUAACUGUGUCUCAUCCUCCUCUUCUGCAGUGUCUAAUCUAGGCUCAGGGUGUCUUAGUCCCGUUGUCAGGCACGACAGGAAGUUAUCAAUCCCAUAAACACCCUACCGACCAUCUCCAUGAUGAUUUCAGAACCCAGUUUGCAGUUCCGUUGUGUUGUGUUGUGUUGUGUUGUGUUGUGUUGUGUUGUGUUCCGUUGUGUUGUGUUGUGUUGUGUUGUGUCAGAAUACUGUCUGUUUAUUUGCUUGUGUCUUAAAGUGAGUGCUAUUAAGAAGUUAUAUUAUCAAGUUUUGUAAAUUGAAUAAAUGAUAAAUGGAUUAACAUGGAAAAAUCCAGGAUUUUUGUGAUACAUCUUUGUGUUGAUUUUGCAG
Messenger RNA from Salvelinus fontinalis (brook trout), 2997 nucleotides. Its product is annotated as myeloid-associated differentiation marker-like protein 2. Gene Ontology annotation, cellular component: membrane. The record is from RefSeq and is a predicted model, not a curated record. The coding region runs from base 233 to 1150 and encodes 305 amino acids. NCBI's taxonomy places the organism in Eukaryota, Metazoa, Chordata, Actinopteri, Salmoniformes, Salmonidae. The transcript has 2 exons.